CAUUGACAUUUAUUAUAUACCGCUGCACUUAUAUUGUUCUUAAACAAACAUACUAAAAUCAAAAGAUAAUUUUACUUAACGCCAUGUAUUAACUUAGCCUAAUAAUGGUAUUUUGGUAGUGGCAGUGGUAGUGGAAAUUAUCUACAUUUGAUGUUCUCAUAUAGGUGCAGCCUAGGGGAAACCAAAAUGUAUGGUAUUAAACCCCAUUCAUUUAAUUUUAAAAAAUAACAAGAACUUAAUGAACCUCGUCUUAUGUUAAUAUUUAAUUGGAAAUGUGACUACAACGCUUAGUAAUGUAAUGUUUACAUAAUUAUUAAAUUAAAAAUAUUUUCUUGGGUUGUGAUGUUAUUUUUUACCUCAAUAUGGGAAAGUUCAGUACCUACAGGUAUUUAGAGUUAAAAGAAAGCAGCUCUUUGGGGCCAGUGAGCUCACGGAGCAUCUCGCUAAAACGACCGCGACGCCUCAAGCGAGUCUUCAUUCUGCUCAUAGUGGUGGCUGUCUGCGGGACUUACCUCAUGGGGCUGUUGGCGGGUCAGCCGCGCUGGCUGGACGGGCUGGCCAAGAGCCUGGGCUACGAGAGCGCGCACCACUACGCCGUGGUCAUCGACGCCGGCUCCUCCGGCACCAGGGUGCUCGCCUACAAGUUCCGCGUGCCCUUCGCAGUAUUCGGUGAGGCAAGCUUGGACCUGGUCGAAGAAUAUUUCGAGCAAUCCAAACCUGGUCUGUCUUCAUAUGCGGACGAUCCGGAGAAGGGCGCCGAGAGCGUGGUGUCUCUGGUGCGCAAGGCGGAGGGCCUGACGCCGGCGGCGGAGCGCGCGCGCACUCCGCUGCUGGUGCGCGCCACCGCCGGCCUGCGACUGCUGCCCCCGCACAAGGCGCAGCGCCUGCUGGAACAUGUCGCCCGCGCCCUCGCACGGCUGGGGUACGCGGCGGCCGAGGGCGGCGCCGAUGUGCAGAUCAUGGACGGCUCGGAUGAGGGCGUCUUCAUCUGGUACACCCUCAAUCUGCUGCACGAUCUGAUGUUGGGCGAGACGAUGGCCGCCCUGGACCUGGGCGGCGGCUCCACGCAGAUCACCUUCCAGCUGCAGGAGGAGGAGGCGGCGCGCGCGCAGCCCGCGGACACGCGCGUGCUGCGCGCCGGCGCCGCCAACCGCACGCUCUACACGCACAGCUACCUGCGGCUGGGCCUGCUGGCGGCGCGGCACGGCCUGCUGCAGCACGAGGCCGGCGCCGACCGCGACAACUUCACCACCGUCUGCGUCGACCCCAUCGUGCAGGCCGAGCCCUGGACCUACGCCGGCCGCCGCCAUCUCGUGAGCGGCGCCCCCCGCCCCCCCGGCAUGAAGCGCGAGGCCGCCUACGCGCGCUGCCACGCCCUCGUGCGCGCCCACACGCUGCGCACGCUGGGCGCGCCCCCGCCCCGCGCGCCGCCCGCCGCCGCCGCCAUGAGCUACUUCUACGACGUGGCGGCGGACGCGGGGCUCAUCGACGUGAUGUCUGGCGGCCGCGUGUCCGUGGCGCAGUACCGCGCCGCCGCAGUGCGCGCCUGCUCCGCCGCCAACGUCGACCAGCCCUGGGCCUGUCUCGACCUCGCCUUCGUCACCGCGCUGCUGCACGACGCGUACGGCAUCCGCGACGACGACCACGUCUCCUUGUUCAAGAAAGUGAACGGACACGAAGUGUCGUGGGCGCUGGGGCUCGCCUACACCACGGUGCGCGACCGCCUGGCCGCCGCGCCCACCGCACCCGGCGCGACCCCCGCGCCCGCCGCAUAG
Messenger RNA from Papilio machaon (common yellow swallowtail), 1775 nucleotides. It is a transcript of the gene NTPase, whose product is annotated as ectonucleoside triphosphate diphosphohydrolase 5. Gene Ontology annotation, molecular function: GDP phosphatase activity; UDP phosphatase activity. Gene Ontology annotation, cellular component: membrane. Gene Ontology annotation, biological process: nucleoside diphosphate catabolic process. The transcript is spliced from 8 exons. The record is from RefSeq and is a predicted model, not a curated record. Bases 363 to 1775 code for a protein of 470 amino acids. NCBI's taxonomy places the organism in Eukaryota, Metazoa, Arthropoda, Insecta, Lepidoptera, Papilionidae.